CCUGUUCCCUGGCCCCGGCCAGGUCCCCUCAGGGCUCAGAUGUCGGGUUCCAGAUGCCCGGACUCAGAGUGGGGGAACUGUCUCUGGGGAAGCCCCAUUCCACUCGCUGCCCAGGCAACACGCUCCAGGCCACAGCCAUGUGGUCCCAUCUGCCCCCGCCCACUCCCAGGUGGUGGCUGCUCCUCUGGGGAGUCCUCCAGGCUUGCCCCACGCACGGCUGCGUGCUCUUGGCCCAGCCGCUGCCCCAGAAGCUGACGUCCCCCGGGUACCCGGAGCCAUAUGUCAAAGGCCAAGAGAGCUCCACGGACAUCGAGGCUCCAGAGGGCUUUGCCGUGAGGCUCGUCUUCCAGGACUUCGACCUGGAGCCGUCCCCAGACUGUGUUCGGGACUCCGUCACAAUCACAGCCAGUGGAAUGGAUCCCAGCCGCUUCUGUGGGCAGCAGGGCUCCCUGCUGGGCAGUCCCCCUGGUCAGAGGGAGUUUGUGUCCUCAGGGAACAGUUUGCGGCUGACCUUCCGUGCACCCGCCUCUGAGGACAGGACCCCGGGCCUCCACAAGGGCUUCCUGGCCCUCUACCAAGCCGUGGGUGUGAAUCAUAGUCAGCCCAUCAGCCAGGCCAGUGGGGACCCUGAGGCCAUCAACACACCUGGAGACAACUCCACUGAGAUCCAGAGCCACUGCCAGCAGCCCUAUUAUCAGGCUGUGCCCGCAGGGACACUCACCUGCACCGCCCAGGUGCCCUGGAAGCAGACACAGGAAAGGGAGGAGGUGCCUCGCUGUGUGCCUGUCUGCGGACGGCCGGUCAUCCCCAUCGCCCAGAACAGGGAGCCCGCUGGUGCCUCCAGAGCCGAGCUGGGCAACUUCCCCUGGCAGGCCUUGACCAGCAUCUACGGCCGAGGCGGCGGGGCCCUGCUGGGCGACAGGUGGAUCCUCACCGCCGCCCACACCAUCUACCCCAAGGACGGCGUCUUCCUCGGGAAGAGCCGGCGCGCGCAGGUGUUCCUGGGCCACACGGACAUCGACGAGCUGCUGGAGCUGGGCGGCCACCCGGUGCGCCGCGUGGUCGUGCACCCAGACUACCGCCCGGACCAGACCCACAACUUCCACGGGGACAUCGCCCUCCUGGAGCUGCGGCACCGUGUCCCCCUGGGCCCCCACCUCCUCCCGGUCUGCCUGCCCGACCGCAAGGCCCUGUACCGCCCGGGCCUGGCGGGCUACGUCAGUGGCUUUGGCGUGGAGAACGGCUGGUUGACCACGGAGCUGAAAUACUCCCGGCUGCCCGUGGCCCCGAGGGCGGCCUGCGAGGCCUGGCUCCGAGCAAAGCGGAGGACCGAGGUGUUCUCCGGCGGCAUGUUCUGCGCCGGGGACAGCACGCGGCCGCAGAGGGUCUGCCAGGGGGACAGUGGUGGUGCCUACGUGGUGUGGGACGAUCGUGCCCGUCGCUGGGUGGCCACGGGCAUCGUAUCCUGGGGCAUUGGGUGUGGCGAGGGGUACGGCUUCUACACCAAAGUGCUCAACUAUGUGGAUUGGAUCAGAGGAGUGAUGGACGGGAAGGAUGACCCCGGGGUGCUGAGCAGGGGCGCCCACCGUGGAGCCCAGAUGGGAGAGGGUUGGGUUCAGGACUGAGUCCUGGGCGUGGGGAGGUGGGGACAGAGAUUCCUAUUCAGGUCACAGCUGCAGCAAACCACUGAGCCAGAGAAACCCGCCGCCUCCCUCAGCAC
Messenger RNA from Balaenoptera acutorostrata (minke whale), 1720 nucleotides. It is a transcript of the gene C1RL, whose product is annotated as complement C1r subcomponent like. NCBI's taxonomy places the organism in Eukaryota, Metazoa, Chordata, Mammalia, Artiodactyla, Balaenopteridae. The transcript has 6 exons. The coding region runs from base 54 to 1625 and encodes 523 amino acids. Gene Ontology annotation, cellular component: blood microparticle; extracellular region. Gene Ontology annotation, molecular function: serine-type endopeptidase activity. Gene Ontology annotation, biological process: zymogen activation; complement activation. The record is from RefSeq and is a predicted model, not a curated record.